AUUCACAAAUAUAUCACAACUUUCUACAAAACAUUCCAAAUUUUGAAGCUUCAAAUCAAAAUCAAACCAUUAUUUUUUGAAAAAUAUCUCUAGUCAAUCUUUUACACAAGUAAAAAAGAUUUCAAAGACGUGUUAUUUUAAUAUUUUCCACAAAGUUUUUUGUAUAAAUAGGCAAAGCUGAGAUUUGUCAUCAUCAUCAUUAUUUGUUCUACAAACCAUUAUUUUUUGAAAAAAAAAAAUCAGAAAUUUUUUUAGUGUUAUGGGUUUAUCCUUGUCACUAUUAUCAUCAGCCUGGGAACUAAUCUUGAAACAUCUACCUUAUGAUCUCGAAAACCUCGAAAACCGAUUACCAUCCGAAAGCUUCAACAAAUCCGAAUCCGAAUACGAGAUUACCUCACAAGUUUCUAGUCCUACGAGUAGUAAAAGAAGGAAUACCAUUAGUUUAAGCAGCAGCAGUGAACCAUUAAAAGUAAUGCUUCAAACCACCCUUUCGUUCAAGAACUUAGUCCAGGAGAUUAAAAACCUCACACCCGACAACCCGAAUCUUGAAACGGGCCAUUUGGGUCCCGCAAAUCCUCUUCCUGAACCUGUGGUGUUUGUUUCGCCUCGGCCCGUUAGUGAACUCAAUGCUGCAGCUACUACGGUUCAGAAAAUAUACAAGAGUUAUCGAACACGAAGAAAUUUAGCCGAUUGCGCGGUUGUUGUUGAAGAACUAUGGUGGAAGGCUUUGGAUUUUGCAGCUUUGGAUCGAAGCUCGGUCUCGUUUUUCAACGUUGAGAAGCACGAAACCGCGGUUUCAAGGUGGGCCCGGGCUAGAACCCGGGCUGCUAAAGUGGGAAAGGGCUUGUCAAAGAAUGAAAAGGCUCAGAAACUGGCCUUGCAACAUUGGCUAGAAGCUAUUGACCCGCGCCAUCGGUAUGGUCACAACCUGCAUAUGUAUUAUGACAUCUGGUUUUUAAGCGAAAGCUGCCAACCGUUUUUCUACUGGUUGGAUGUCGGGGAUGGCAAAGAAGUUAACGUCGAAAAGUGUCCGAGACCAACUCUACAACGUCAAUGCAUCAAAUAUUUAGGACCCAACGAAAGGGAAUCAUACGAAGUGAUUGUCGAAAAUGGGAAGUUGGUGUUCCGCCAAAGCGGUUUGCUUUUGGAGACCACGGAAGGUUCAAAAUGGAUCUUUGUGUUGAGCACCACAAGUAACUUGUACGUUGGACAAAAAAAGAAAGGCCUUUUUCAACAUUCGAGUUUUCUAGCGGGCGCCGCCACCACUGCCGCAGGACGAUUAGUCGCCCAUGGUGGAGUGCUCGAGGCUAUAUGGCCGUAUAGCGGUCACUACCUCCCGACCGAAGAGAACUUUAGAGAGUUCAUUUGUUUCUUGGAAGAGAACCAUGUUGAUCUCACAAAUGUAAAGAGAUGUUCGGUUGAUGACGAUGAUGUAACCAUCGGCUUUUCGUUUAAGCCGCCUCAGAGUGAACUCAAGCCAAAACCGCUUGUUAUCCCGCGGCCUAGAGCGGUUGACAUUCUUCGUACGCCUACACGUGGUGACCGUGCAAGCCUAAACCAUUUGGCAAAUCGUUUGUCGUGCAAGUGGACAUCGGGAACUGGGCCUCGUAUCGGGUGUGUUCGUGAUUAUCCAGCCGAGCUACAAUCCCGAGCACUUGAACAGGUCAACUUAUCUCCUCGUGUCGGUCCUACAAACUUUGCGAAUUACGGUCCAGUCCCGUCACCAAGACCGAGCCCGAAGGUUCGGCUCUCACCGAGGCUUUCGUACAUGGGACUCCCGAGCCCUAGGACACCUGUGGCUACCGCAAGCUAAGCUAAUCAAGUUUUGAACGUACAUUCUAUGCUUAGAAGCCAAAAAAUGUGACUAGCUUUUAUUUAUGUUAAUAAAGAUAUGACAUAUUGGUUCAUUUUUUGUAUUUCCUUGUUGUACCCAAUUUUGAUGGAUGUUUGUUUUUGGCAGUUGGGUUUUUUUGUAAGUCGAUGAUUAAUUGAUUUGUUUGUAAACAAAGUUGAUAAAUUAUUAUCAAUAAAUAAUCUAUUUGUUGGUUAA
Helianthus annuus (common sunflower) is the source of this 2050-nucleotide messenger RNA. Its product is annotated as IQ domain-containing protein IQM1. The coding region runs from base 260 to 1813 and encodes 517 amino acids. Lineage: Eukaryota; Viridiplantae; Streptophyta; Magnoliopsida; Asterales; Asteraceae. The transcript has 5 exons. The record is from RefSeq and is a predicted model, not a curated record.